AUGGGCAGAUACAGCAACCCAUUUGUGUUUGGACACGAUAGUUCUGCCGAAAAAUAUGUCAGCGUCUCUGACCUCUGCUGCCAGUUGGAUCGAUGGAUGGCAGAAUAUUCCGACAGGCAGAACUUGGACCAACAAGAAAGCGAAACAGAUCGACAGAUUCAACAAUCUCUUCGAAGCAGCGUCGCUUCUUAUUCUGCGAGGUGGCUUGACCUUACUGCCCAACCUUCUCCUUCAAGACGCGCCCAUUUGGACAUCACCCAGGCACUCUGGCGACACGCGCGGCGAGACAUGCUGAAAGUCACUAACCGGCCUUCUUAUCGGUCGAUGAUAUCGCUUUUCCUCUUCGCGCUAACGCCAAUACCAUAUGGCAUAUCUGAAGAGGAGGAGUCUGAUGGAAUAUCGGGGCAGUCUUGCGUCCACGCAGCUCUGCAACAAAUACAGACUCUUCGAGCCAGGCAACGGAACUUGCAGUUCAGUGGGUCAAAGGUGUCUCCAUCACCCACAAUGGAAGUCCAGGCUAUUUGUACAACUCCAGAGUCGAUUGGAACCUCCAGCUUCAUCAAUGCGGAAAGCAUGGCGUACUGGGCAGCCCUGACAUUCGAUACUUCGGCAUCCUUAACACUCAAUUGCCGCUCCCUGCUCUCAUCCGGCCUGUUUGGCUUCGAAGCUGAAUUACCGUGGCGUCUUGUGAGAACUACCUCUAACAUGUUCGACGAGACAGCCAAAUACUGGGGUCUGAGCAGUUUCGAGAUGACAGACGAACGAGCGAAUCAAAUCAUCGCUGCGGGAGCGUCUUGGAAGCUGCUAGGCUGGAAACUAACGGCAAUCUUUAAAGAGGCUCUUAGAGACGGCCAUGACGAGUCAGAUGUUCAAAAGGCAUAUGACCUAGUUGUUGACUCAGUUAGGCACUUCAACACCAUAUAUCGCCCCCGUCUCGACAUGUGCCAAAAACGCAUGCCGUUCCUCGGUCAGAAGACGAAGCUUCGCUGGUACUCAUUGAUGCUGCACUACCACUUGAGCAUUUUGAUGUUUGUGGAUUUCAUCGACGCCACAAAUCGUUACGAUCUGCUUGCAAGCUUUGCAGUGGAGAGCGCCGAUGCGGAAACUACAGUCAUGAACGCUCUGGCAUUUGGUCUGCACAACACCUACACGAUAAGUCCUAUGCCUGAUUCAACGUCCAACCAUCCCAGCCCUUCGAUAACCGGCGGCAAUGAACCCAUCAUAACUGGUCCUCUUGUAUCUAUUGACCCCUAUCCACAUCACGUUGUGGCCGGCGUGGCUCUCAUGCGCAAGGCCAUUGACCGAGACUAUAGUGUUGGGAAAAUAGCCUUGGAAUCGUACCAGAGUUUAUUGUCAACCUUGGAACGCACCUUGAGUCUUCUGCCUCAGAGCUCAAAAUCUGUCCAGGCUGUGAGGACGAAGUUCUUCUCAAAAGCUCCAGACGAGGAAUUGCCGAAUCACCAGGACCUCUCCGUAAGCAACUGUAUCUUCCUCUUUCUCACAUUCUAG
Messenger RNA from Fusarium redolens, 1509 nucleotides. RefSeq lists its product as uncharacterized. Lineage: Eukaryota; Fungi; Ascomycota; Sordariomycetes; Hypocreales; Nectriaceae. Bases 1 to 1509 code for a protein of 502 amino acids. The record is from RefSeq and is a predicted model, not a curated record. The transcript is spliced from 3 exons.